Rotaria sp. Silwood2 is the source of this 525-nucleotide messenger RNA. The record is from the annotation of a GenBank genome assembly. NCBI's taxonomy places the organism in Eukaryota, Metazoa, Rotifera, Eurotatoria, Philodinida, Philodinidae.
AUGCAUGCUACUACUUCUUAUAUUCAAUAUUCAACUGAUUAUCCAUCAUUGUUAUCCUAUGCACAUAAUCAUCAUCAUUUAAAUGCUUCCACUAGUACUCAUGCAUCCUCAAUCAGCCCUAAUUCAACACAUUUACUAUCUUACAGUGGUUAUAAUACUGGUCUUGAUUUACCAUUAUAUUCAAAUAAUAUCAAACAAUUACAAAGUGAUGAUGAAGAUGAUAAUCAAUCAAUAUCUUCAUCACUUGAUAAUACAAUUAAUGGUGCAUUAAUACCUUUUAAAAAACGUUCACGUACUGUACCAGCCGAAGAAAAAGAUACUACGUAUUAUGAGAAACGCACACGUAAUAAUGAAUCAGCAAAACGUUCACGUGAUACAAGACGAAUUAAAGAACAACAAAUUCAAAAACGCGUAACUUUUUUGGAACAUGAAAAUUUACGUUUAUCAAUGGAAAAUCAAGCUAUUCGAUAUCAACUUUCUCAACUUCAUACUUUAUGCGAUAGAGUAUCAAAGCCAUUACAAUAA